UUGAGGGGAGGGGAGGAGAGGAGAGGAAAGGCUUAUGGCAACAUUUGCCAUUCGGUCCUGUGUUGGAAAGUUUGGGAGUAAAUAUUCUUUAUAUAUCAAGAUUUGAUUUGGUUUGAGAUUGGGGAUUAGGGUUUUGGAGAAGAGGAGAGGCAUAUGGCAACAGCUAUUCGGUCUGCGGUUGGAAAGUUGGGGAGUAAAUAUUCUUCACGUUGUCAUAGCAAUGGAAGAAUAGUAGCAAACAUGGUUAGGGUUGGGGAUUUUCAAAUUAGGAGCGCAGUAGUCAACAACUACAAUAUUGAUCGUGAUGUCUUGUUUUCAACUUCAAAGCCUCCUUCUUCUUAUGGUUAUUCCUCUCGCCAUCCUUUUCUUUUUGGCAACUAUCACAAGAAACCUCCGCCUGUUCUUCAUCUGCAAUAUGAUUCCGAUUUUGAAGAGCCAUGUGGUGGAUUUACUCCAUGUCCCUGUUUUAUUGAUGAUCCUGAUACUAUAUCUCCUACCCGUUUCGCCGUGAAAGAGUAUAACAAGCAAAAGAAUGCCCAACUGCAAUUUGUCAGAGUUUUGAAGGCAUGGCACGAGAGGCGUGGUCCUUAUAUGUUGUAUUAUCUAACAUUGGAGGCAGUUGAUGAGGGCGUGGUUAAAGUUUACCAAGCAUUCGUUGAUGUAUUUUGCUACAAAACGAUGAAGCUAAAGUUGUUUGGUAAAAUUAUUUUUUAA
This is a messenger RNA of Prunus persica (peach), 714 nucleotides long. RefSeq names its product multicystatin-like. Bases 154 to 714 code for a protein of 186 amino acids. The record is from RefSeq and is a predicted model, not a curated record. The transcript has 3 exons. Gene Ontology annotation, molecular function: cysteine-type endopeptidase inhibitor activity. Lineage: Eukaryota; Viridiplantae; Streptophyta; Magnoliopsida; Rosales; Rosaceae.